Molecule: messenger RNA, 1987 nt
Organism: Colletotrichum destructivum
Lineage: Eukaryota; Fungi; Ascomycota; Sordariomycetes; Glomerellales; Glomerellaceae
Product: Putative kinesin-like protein
Exons: 4
Coding region: 88-1986 (632 amino acids)
Biological process (GO): microtubule-based movement
Cellular component (GO): kinesin complex; centrosome; microtubule
Molecular function (GO): microtubule binding; microtubule motor activity; ATP hydrolysis activity
Source: RefSeq, a predicted model, not a curated record
UCUACAUAACUCAUGAUUUCCGUGAGAUUCUAUUGAGAGAUAAUAAGAAAGAGUUAGACAAGUACAAGCAUUACAUCCUCGAUAAUCAUGGACGAUUAUCACAUCAAACACACUCCGUGGUACCAGGCCGCCGUCGAGGCCUUCAGCGCCAAGGCGGCGAAGCAAGAUCUCGCCCAUCCCAAUGAUCCAAACACCGCUCCCAACCCCGACAUGGUGGUCGCGGCUCGGCUGCGUCCAGUGUUGGAGGACGAAGUGGCCGCUGGUCUCAUCCGGGGUGUUUUCCCCCGCAAGAGCGGAAACGGCGUCGUCGACAUCCAUCAGAUCCGCAAGCACAUCAAGCCGCUCGGUCCGCCAACGCUGAUGGUAAGCAACCGACAGGCAAAACCCCCCAACAAAGGGCCCGGUCCGGUAGUCAGCAUCGACCGGGCUUACGGCCCGGAAGACACCUCGGAGCACAUCUACCAAGACUUGGUGCAGCCGCUGGUUCCCUGGGCAUGGGGUGGCGGCGUGAGCACCUUGUUCGCCUACGGCCAGACGGGCUCCGGCAAGACCUUCACCGUCAGCGCCAUAGAGAAGCUGGUUGCCCAGUCGCUCAUGAGCGGAGACCUCGACGGAGAGCGCAAGGUGUAUGCGUGCAUCAUUGAGUUGGCUGGCAAGUCCUCGUUCGAUCUGCUGAACAAUCGAAAGCCCAUUUCCAUUUUGGAAGAUUCCUUUGGCGUCACGCAGCUUGCCGGCGCCAUGGAGUUCGAAGUGACCGAAGCCGCCGUUCUGCUCGACCUCAUUGAACGAGCGGCAAGCUUUCGUCGCACCGCAUCUACGAUGAAGAACGACGAAUCGUCCAGGUCUCAUGCCAUCUGCCGGAUCCGCAUCGAGAACCCAUCCAUGCCGACUGCCGAUGACGGACUCUUAUACCUCAUCGACUUGGCCGGGUCCGAGGCCGCCCGGGAUGUCGCCAACCACACCGCCGACCGCAUGAAGGAGGCUCGCGAGAUCAACACAAGCCUAUCGGUCCUGAAGGACUGCAUCAGGGGCCGGGCGAUGGUCGACGCAGCCUCGUUGACAGGGAAGCCCCAGAGGCCGACGCACAUCCCCUUCCGCCAGAGCUCCCUCACCAAGAUCCUCAAGCACGUGUUCGACCCCGUCGGCCAGCGCAGCUGCAAGACCGUGGUUGUGGCGUGUGUCAACCCCAGUCUCCCCGAUGCUGGCGCGGGCAAGAACACGCUGAAGUAUGCCGAGAUGCUGCGCGUGCUGCUGCCCAAGACAAAACCCCAGGCGUACGAUUCCGAGAUCCCCUCUACGUGGUCCAACAAACAACUGCAGAGUUGGAUCAACAAUAACUCUGGACGCCCUGCAAUCUCGGGCGAGACCCUUGCUCCCUUCGAGACGGGCGGCCUCCUCCUCCGCCUGCCAACACCCGAGUUUCUCACCCGCUGUUUGAAAACCCCCGGCGUCACCCAGGACCAGGCUCGCGCAUUCCAUGCCAAGUUCUGGCGCCUGCAUGUGGAUUCGCAAAAGUCCGGCGUGAAGAAGUCUGCGGCCACCGCCGAAGUUGGGUCGUCUCCUCAGGAGCAGGGCGGUAGGAAACCGGCCUUGAACCAGGAUAUGCUCUCGUCGAGCGUCGACCCCAACCCUCAGGCCGCCCAGGUGCCCUUCAAAGACCGGAUACGCCCCGGGAUGGUCGUACGCUGGACCCCACCCCCGACGUUUCCCCUGGGACUUCCCGGCAUUAACAUGGUUGUCGUGCUGAGCCCCCAGUCGGCAGUCGGGCCCAACGUGCGGGAUGUCAGCGGUGAUUUGGUCAACGAGAAGAGCGAGUCCAUCGGCGAGCAGCAGAAAUAUCUCUGCGCGAUGGUUCUUCCGGGGUUCAUGGCCGACUCGUACGAGCUGAGCAUGUGGCGCCACGUCGUUGUCGACAUUGAUCAAAUGGAGGCUGAAGUGCUCCUGGAGUAUGAUGCAGCCACGAGGUAUUACUAUAUGACGGUUUGAC